This is a messenger RNA of Cyphellophora europaea CBS 101466, 678 nucleotides long. RefSeq lists its product as uncharacterized. The transcript has a single exon. Bases 1 to 678 code for a protein of 225 amino acids. NCBI's taxonomy places the organism in Eukaryota, Fungi, Ascomycota, Eurotiomycetes, Chaetothyriales, Cyphellophoraceae. Gene Ontology annotation, molecular function: diaminohydroxyphosphoribosylaminopyrimidine deaminase activity. The record is from RefSeq and is a predicted model, not a curated record.
AUGUCAGAUCAAAGUCAACAUAUCGAAUACCUCCAGCAGGCUCUACUCGAGGCCCGUAAAUCGCCUCCAAAGCCCACAAACUUCCGCGUCGGCUGCGUCAUCGUUUCCUACGAGCAGCUAACUGCCCCAAGGAUUCUGGCAUCGGGAUAUACUCUCGAACUUCCCGGAAACACACACGCGGAACAGUGCGCAUUGCUGAAGCUCGCUGCUUUCCACUCUUCGGAAGAAUCAGACCUGCCGAAAAUUUUGACACCAUCACUCAACGUCACACUGUACACCACGCUUGAGCCGUGUGGGAAACGUCUGUCUGGCAACUUACCUUGUGUUCAACGUAUCAUUGCUACCAGACAGCAAUCCCCGAACGCAGGUGUACGAAAGGUCAUCUUUGGAGCCAAGGAGCCCGGGACGUUCGUUCAGGAUAGUCAGUCCUGUCGCCUACUGACAGAAGCGGGCAUCGAUUGGGAGUAUCUUCCUACCUUGGAGGAAGAGAUCUUGAAGGUGGCGAUGGAAGGACAUGACAAGAAGCCAGACUCUGAACGUUCUUCUAAUGACGUGCCGCCCCAAAAAGGGCAGCAGCAGGAAACCGAAGGCACGAAUGUUGACGCUAUCGGUCCGGAGGAACGAAAACGCCAAGAGGAGCAGCCGCGGAAUCCCAAGAAACGAAUGAUGGAGAUAUAG